Messenger RNA from Parasteatoda tepidariorum (common house spider), 5774 nucleotides. The record is from RefSeq and is a predicted model, not a curated record. Lineage: Eukaryota; Metazoa; Arthropoda; Arachnida; Araneae; Theridiidae.
AUUUGGCGACAACGGAAACUGUUGCCAAGGAUAUUAAAUUAACUCUACUGCUUCAAGAAAAGCAUCUCCCUUUAUACAAUUAGCGAGUUAUAAGCGCAACCAAGACAGAGCUCCAAAAAUGCCCGUCUGUUACCAUCAUCAAGAAAAGCGUAACGAUUUUAAGGCUCUUCAUAUGGGAUGUCUUAAAAUAUUAUAUAUUACCUAUAAAUAUAUAGAAAAUUCUAUUUUGUUUAAAAAUAUGCUCUAAUUUACGGAGUGUUUGUAAUCAACGCACUUUCAAUCACGUCGAGAGAAGAGGAUCAUCAAAUUAGACUCAUUCUUCCUCGAUAGCAAUCAGGGGUGUGUUAAAUGUGAACUGUGAUAAUGUUUCUGAUCGACACAAAAAUAGUGCGUGUUUAAAACUCAUGUGGGUGAAUUCUGAGAUGCCAGCGCGACUUCGUUAGUGAAAUACUAUACUCGCAAGAAAUUUCCCAAUCAUUUUCUUAAUAGCAUCUUUAGAAUUGCAUAUGCUGUUUUCUACAAUGCAGUAUGAAUGCUCUCUUAAGAAAAGGAGAGGUUGAUAUUCUGUAGUAACUUACUCUACUUUUUAAAAACUGUCCCAAGAUUCUGGACAUCAGGUGUGUUGAAGUAGGCAACCGAUAACGUAGCCAACGCUCAAAUCUGUACUUAUUUGUUGAAAAAUUCCUUGCUGAGAAACUAUAUAAAAGCAUACUUUCUUACUUAUACCGAAGACGACUUUAAUAAACCCUAUUUGUGGAAAGAAAAGCGUAAAAAAAUUGUUUUUGAUUUGCUCCUAUUUGGAUUAAAUUUAUAAGCCUGCAUAUCCAUAAUCUCACAAAUGUGAAGUGAAUUACCAGCAUAGUAACGGAAACAAUAUAGAAAGCGCUUAACAAAGGUUAUUUCCAUGCAGAUCUAAUUCAAAUAUUAUCUCCUAUAUGCAGAAAAAAAAUCGAUGUGAGUGAUAAAAUAUCUUCUUGCUGACAGUAAAUAAAAUUCAUAUUGUGCAUGCAUAUAUCUUUUUCUUUUCUUAAAUAUUAUGUUUUUGGUUAAUUGAAUCUAAUACAUGAAAUUGUAUAUUAUUCUGCUGUUUGUGAUAAAAAAACAUAAAGUGAAAUAAUUUAGUUUAAUAGUAUCAUGGUAAUAAUUUAGUAUCUAUAUAGUAAUAAUUUAGUAUCUUGGUAAUUUAAUUAAUAUCACAAAGGUGUCUAUUAAUAAAUCAUGUGCCUGCUGUAAGGUGAUCAUAUUUCCACAGUAUUAUAUGUUACUUAAGUAAAAAUUUAGUCAAAGUUAGUGACUUGAUACAGCAUGCUCUUUUUUGUAUCAUAUGUUAUUAAAGGCCUAAUUUAAUUCUGAAUAGGUAUCAUCCUGUAAGUAAACCUUAUUCUUGUUAUUCUAACAAUAGUUUUUCAGAAAAAAGUAUGAGUAAAUACUAAAAUUCAUACUGGUAAAAAAACUUAUUCCUGUAGCAUAUAAAAUAAGAGUUUUUUUACAAGUGUUCAUACUGGUGAGAAGCCUUUUUCAUUUAGUAUAUGUAAUAAGAGCUUUCAGAAAGUAAUAUGACUAAAUAUAGUCAUGCUCAUACUGGUGAGAAACCUCAUUCUUGUACUAUAUGUAAUAAAAAGUUUUCACAAAAAAGAAAUCUGACUAUACAUAGGCGUGUUCAUACUGGUGAGAAGCCUUAUUCUUGUAGUAUAUGUAAUAAAAAAUAUUCACAAAAAAAUCAUCUCACUACACACAGUCUUGUUCAUACUGGUAAGAAGCCUUAUUCUUGUAGUAUAUGUAAUAAGAGUUUUUCUCAAAAAGGUAGUCUGACAAAACACAGUCGUUUUCAUACUGGUGAGAAGCCUUAUUCUUGUAAUAUAUGUAAGAAGAGUUUUUCGGAGAAAAAGAAUCUGAAUUUACACUCUCGUGUUCAUACUGGGGAGAAACCUUAUUCUUGUGGUAUAUGUGAUAAAAGUUUUUCACAAAAAGGUAGUUUGAAAAUACACAAUCGUGUUCAUACUGGGAAGAAACCUUAUUCUUGUAGUGUAUGUAAUAAGAGUUUUUCAAUGAAAGGUACUCUGAAUCGACACUGUCGUGUUCAUACUGGGGAGAAACCUUAUUCUUGUAGUAUAUGUAAUAAAAAUUUUUCACAUAAAGAUAGUCUGAAAAUACACAGUCUUGUUCAUUCUGGUGUGAAGCCUUAUUCUUGUAAUAUAUGUAAUAAGAGUUUUUUGCAAAAACGUAGUCUGACAGGACACAGUCGUGUUCAUACUGGUGAGAAACCUUAUUCUUGUAGUAUAUGUAAUAAAAAUUUUUCACUAAAAUGUAGUCUGACAAAACACAGUCUUGUUCAUACUGGUAAGAAACCUUAUUCUUGUAGUAUAUGUAAUAAAAAAUUUUUACGAAAAAGAAAUCUCACUAUACACGGUCGUAUUCAUACUGGUGCGAAGCCAUAUUCUUGUACUAUAUGUAAUAAAAGUGAUUCUCAAGAAGGUAAUCUGACAAGACACAGUCGUUUCCAUACUGGUGAGAAGCCUUUUUCUUGUAGUAUAUGUAAUAAGAGUUUUUCAGAAAGAGGGAGUCUGAAUAAACACUGUCUUGUUCAUACUGGUGAGAAGCCUUAUUCUUGUAGUAUAUGUAAUAAGAGUUUUUCUCGAAAAGGUAAUCUGACAAAACACAGUCAUUUUCAUACUGGUGAGAAGCUUUAUUCUUGUAAUAUAUGUAAGAAGAGUUUUUCAGAGAAAAGGAAUCUGAAUUUACACUCUCGUGUUCAUACUGGGGAGAAACCUUAUUCUUGUGGUAUAUGUAAUAAAAGUUUUUCACAAAAAGGUAGUUUGAAAAUACACAAUCGUGUUCAUACUGGGAAGAAACCUUAUUCUUGUAGUGUAUGUAAUAAGAGUUUUUCAAUGAAAGGUACUCUGAAUCGACACUGUCGUGUUCAUACUGGGGAGAAACCUUAUUCUUGUAGUAUAUGUAAUAAAAAUUUUUCACAUAAAGAUAGUCUGAAAAUACACAGUCUUGUUCAUACUGGUGUGAAGCCUUAUUCUUGUAAUAUAUGUAAUAAGAGUUUUUCACAAAAACGUAGUCUGACAGAACACAGUCGUGUUCAUACUGGUGAGAAACCUUAUUCUUGUAGUAUGUGUAAUAAAAAAUUUUCACUAAAAUGUAGUCUGACAAAACACAGUCUUGUUCAUACUGGUAAGAAACCUUAUUCUUGUACUAUAUGUAAUAAAAAAUUUUUACUAAAAAGAUAUCUCACUAUACAUGGUCAUAUUCAUACUGGUGCGAAGCCUUAUUCUUGUACUAUAUGUAAUAAAAGUUUUUCUCAAGAAGGUAAUCUGACAAGACACAGUCGUUCUCAUACUGGUGAGAAGCCUUAUUGUUGUAGUAUAUGUAAUAAGAGUUUUUCAGAAAGAGGGAGUCUGAAUAAACACAGUCUUAUUCAUACUGGUAAGAAGCCUUAUUCUUGUAGUAUAUGUAAUAAGAGUUUUUCUCGAAAAGGUAAUCUGACAAAACACAGUCAUUUUCAUACUGGUGAGAAGCUUUAUUCUUGUAAUAUAUGUAAGAAGAGUUUUUCAGAGAAAAGGAAUCUGAAUUUACACUCUCGUGUUCAUACUGGGGAGAAACCUUAUUCUUGUGGUAUAUGUAAUAAGAGUUUUUCAAUGGAAGGUACUCUGAAUCAACACUCUCGUGUUCAUACUGGGGAGAAACCUUAUUCUUGUAGUAUAUGUAAUAAGAGUUUUUCAAGGAAAGGUACUCUGAAUCAACACUGUCGUGUUCAUACUGGGGAGAAACCUUAUUCUUGUAGUAUAUGUAAUAAAAAAUUUUCACAUAAAGAUAGUCUGAAAAUACACAGUCUUGUUCAUACUGGUGUGAAGCCUUAUUCUUGUAGCAUAUGUAAUAAGAGUUUUUCACGAAAAGGUAGUCUGACAAUACACAGUCUUGUUCAUACUGGUGAGAAGCCUUAUUCUUGUAGCAUAUGUAAUAAGAGUUUUUCACAAAAAGGUAGUCUGACAAUACACAGUCGUGUUCAUACUGGUGAGAAACCUUAUUCUUGUAGUAUAUGUAAUAAGAAAUUUUCAGAAAGAGGGACUUUGAAUAAACACCGUCUUGUUCAUACUGGUGCGAAGCCUUAUUCUUGUAGUAUAUGUAAUAAGAGUUUUUCAGAAAGAGGGAGUCUGAAUAAACACAGUCUUGUUCAUACUGGUGAGAAGCCUUAUUCUUGUAGUAUAUGUAAUAAGAGUUUUUCACGAAAAAGUUGUCUGACAGAACACAGUCGUGUUCAUACUGGUGAGAAGCCUAAUUCUUGUAGUGUAUGUAAUAAAAAAUUUUCACUAAAAUGUAGUUUGACAAAACACAGUCUUGUUCAUACUGGUGAGAAGCCUUAUCCUUUAAGUAUGUGUAAUAAAAAAAUUUCAUGAAAAAGUCAUCUCACUACAUGCGGUAGCGUUCAUAUUAAAGAGAAGUCUUAUUCAUGUAGUAUAUGUAAUAAGAGUUUUUUACAUUGAGUGACUCUGAAUAAACACUGUUGUGUGCAUACUGGUGAGAAACCUUAUUCAUGUAUUACAUAUUAUAAGAGUUUCUCACAAAAAGUAAUCUUACAGUUCAUAGGCGGUGCUCGUAUUGGUGAGAUGCCUUAUUCUUGUAGUGUAUGUAACAAAAGUUUUUCAUUAAGAGGUAGUUUCACUGAACAAAGUCGUCUUCAUAGUGGUACGAAACUUUACUCAUGUAAUAAGGCUUUUUCAAGAAAGAACUAUCUAACUAAUCACAGUCAUGUUCAGGCUAUUUAAAAGCCAUUUGCUUGUUAAACAGGGUGCAUAGUGUUUUGAAAAAGUGCUUAAAGGUGCUUAUUUUCGUUUUUUAAAAGCCCUUAAAGGUGCUUUUUUCAAUGGGUGUUUUUAAAAAGUGCUUAAUUUUCCCUUUCUCAAAGGGUGUUUUUAAAAAGUGCUUAAUUUUUCCUUUUUCAAAAUGAGAUUUUUCCUUUACCAUGUUGAUUUUCGCUACGAAUCAUACAAAAAGACACGGUUCACAUUGUUUUGUUCAACGUUUUCACAAUUAAUUCAAUCCCAAUCUAUUCCGGCGUAUUAUCAGGCGUAGCGUUUGAAAUUCGUUUUACGUGAUUCGAAAUUUCAUGAUUUUUGACAAUUGACAAAAACAAGGCCAAAAGGUUUUUUUUUGACAUGUCGGUUAAAACAAUAUAAAACCGUCAAUUGUCAAAAACUUUCCAAUCCUGCCUAAUUAUGAAAUUUUUUUAAAGUGCUUAAAAAUAUUUUUUGACUGCUUGAAAAGUGCUUAUUUUUUGUUGAAUUAUUUGGCUACGCACCCUGUUAAAAGUUCUUUUUUUUUUUUCACUUAAGGUCCAUCUAAUUUAUUGUUGUUUUAUUCAUACUGGUCCAAAAUCUUAUUCUUUUAAUAUGUUUAAAAUAAAAAGAGUUUUUAAUUUUUCAAAAGCUAACUAUACUGUUUGUGUUUUUACUGGUGAGAAACCUUUUUAUUGUAGUAUAAUGAAUAAGAGUUUUUCUCAAAAAUGUCAUCUGAUUAAAUACAGUAUGUUUUAUUCUACUGACACACCAUAUUUUUGAUAAAAUGUAAUGAAAUAGUUUUUUAAAUAAUAAAUAUCUACUUUCAUGUUCAUAUUGGUUUCAAUUUACCCCCUGAUUAUAUUACUUUAUUUACAACCAGUUAUGUUUGACUAAGAUGUAAAUUGUGAUUCAUUUUCUUAUCAUUAGAAUCCUUAGUUCAAGUUAAUAUGUUUUUUUCAAUGAAAAAAAAAUAAAAAUAUUUCUAGCAAC